AAUGCACUCUGACUUGCAGAGAGAGUAGACAUGUCUAAGGGACGUGUGCUGGAGCUCUUCUAUGAUGUGGUCUCCUCAUAUUCCUGGCUGGGGUUUGAGAUCAUGUGCCGAUAUAAAAAUAUAUGGAAUGUAGAUGUUCAGUUCCGUCCUGGAUUUCUUGGGGGAAUAAUGCAAGCAACAGGUAACUCUCCACCUGCAAUGGUUCCCAAAAAAGGAGCAUACAUGGCACAGGAUAUGGAGAGACUAUCAGAAUAUUACCAGGUUCCUCUGAAACAACCCGGUGACUUCUUUCAAGUUGUUAUUAAAAAAGGAAGUCUCUCAGCCAUGCGCUUUGUCACUGCCGUUCAAUUGGUGCAUCCUGAAUUCGUAGAACCGGUUUCAAGGGAGCUUUGGAGGCGGAUCUGGUCUGAGGAUAAAGAUAUUACAGAACCAGAGAGCAUACUGGAGGCUGCUAAAAAAGCAGGAAUGCCAGAGGAUGUUGCUAAAAAAGUUCUGGCCACCAUAUCUUCACCAGAGGUUAAGAACAAACUCAAGGAGACCACUGAGAGUGCUUUAAAGUAUGGGGUGUUUGGUAUGCCUUCUAUUGUGGCUCACAUAAACGGAAAGCCGCAGCUGUAUUUUGGAUCUGAUCGCUUUGAACUUUUAGCACAUAAGCUAGGUGAAAAAUGGUAUGGACCAGUCCCUCAGAAGUCCCAUCUGUGAUGUCUAAAAAGGAGAGACUCUCUAGCUGAGAAUACUAAACGCCAGGAGUGCUUAUGUUGUGGUACCGAUGUAGCAUACAGUGCACACCACGCCACUAGUUUCUAAAACUGUAACUGAAUUACUAAUGGUUGAACAUAUUGUAUA
Nanorana parkeri is the source of this 846-nucleotide messenger RNA. Its product is annotated as glutathione S-transferase kappa 1-like. The record is from RefSeq and is a predicted model, not a curated record. Gene Ontology annotation, molecular function: glutathione transferase activity; glutathione peroxidase activity. Gene Ontology annotation, cellular component: mitochondrion; peroxisome. The transcript has 8 exons. The coding region runs from base 31 to 702 and encodes 223 amino acids. Gene Ontology annotation, biological process: glutathione metabolic process. Lineage: Eukaryota; Metazoa; Chordata; Amphibia; Anura; Dicroglossidae.